This is a messenger RNA of Hydractinia symbiolongicarpus, 2634 nucleotides long. RefSeq lists its product as uncharacterized. The coding region runs from base 1 to 2634 and encodes 877 amino acids. The transcript is spliced from 6 exons. Gene Ontology annotation, molecular function: catalytic activity. The record is from RefSeq and is a predicted model, not a curated record. Lineage: Eukaryota; Metazoa; Cnidaria; Hydrozoa; Anthoathecata; Hydractiniidae.
AUGAAAUGUUUUCCGGGUGCCAGCAUACAACAUAUAAACUAUUAUUCAACCCCAACACUAGAGGAGGAACAACCAGACAUUGUUAUCAUUCAUGGCGGUAUCAAUAAUUUGCUGUCGAAAAAUCUAAGUGCAGCAUCUAAUGUCGAAAUAGUGAACGGAUUAAUUAAAAUUGCAGAAAAAUGUACAAACUCUGGUGUGGAAAAGGUUUUUAUAUCCAGCUUGAUAACGUGUUCACGAGUUGACGAAAGUCGAAUCGAUGAAAUUAACCGAUUGUUAAAGGAAAGAUGCGAGGCUUUAGAUGUUACUUUUAUUAAUAAUGACAACAUAAAAAGCUCUUCAUUAUGGAAAGAUGGAAUCCACCUUACAGACGAUGUCUUGGGUAUAGGUCCUUGCACUCAGACACCACAAGAGGCACAAGUUUUUUCAGAUUCAAGUGAAACACAAAAUAGCCCUUUGUUAUUACAAAAUGAAAUUGAUGAUCUUAACCAAACACAUAAUUCAAAUUCCGAACCUGAUAGCCCGCUCGAUAGUAUCUGUAAACUUAGAGUUGCUAAUCCCGAUAAUCCUCUUUUAGGUUACUUAAAUAUAAACAGUCUGAGAAAUAAAAUUGUCGACGUCAGAGAGAUCAUGUCUAAAUUUUCUCCUGACUAUUUCGUACUUGCAGAAACUAAACUGGAUGAAUCUUUUCCAACUGCUCAAUUUAAUAUUGACGGAUAUGAAAUUAGAACCCGAAAGGACAGAAACAUACAUGGAGGAGGUUUAAUUGAGUAUGUUGGGAAAGGGGUCAUUUGUAAACAGUUACACAAUAUUGGAAUUGUAGAGAAUGAAAUUAUCUGUUCUGAAAUUACUAUUAGAAAUAAAAAAUGGAUUAUAAUUAGUAGUUAUCGGCCACCUUCAUAUUUGAACCUAACACAAUUUUUCUAUGAAUUGGAAAAAAUUCUAAACAAUGCUCUUUCUAAAUGUGACAAUAUUAUUGUUCUGGGUGAUAUUAAUAUAGAUUUUUAUAAUCCAAGUGAUAGUGGCUAUGGGCAGAUGCAGUCACUUUGUUAUAUUUUCAAUCUCAAAAACCUCAUUAAAGAUAAAACAUGCUUUGCAGGAACAGAAGGCUCUUCAAUUGAUGUCUUAUUGACAAACAGAUAUAGGUCUUUUCAAAAUAGUUCAGCGUUUGAAACAGGGUUAAGUGACCAUCACCUAAUGAUAACUACAUUUUUAAAAAUGCAUCUAGCCCGUUUACAGCCUAAGAAAAUAUUCUAUAGAAACUAUAAAAAUUUCGAUGAAAAGACGUUUUUGGCUGAUGUAAAAGCUGCUAACUUUUGUUGUGACACUGCCGAUCCUGAUUUGAACUAUGAAAAUCUUCAAGUAAUUUUUAGAAAUAUAGUAGAUAAACAUGCUCCUUUGAAACAGAAAACAUUGCGUGGAAACGAUGCUCCCUUCAUGAAUAAAGAAUUAAGAAAGGCUAUAUACUCUAGGUCAAGGUUUAAAAAUAAAUAUAACAAUGAUAAAACUGAGGAAAACAAUGCCAAUUAUAAAAGACAAAGAAACAAAUGCGUAAAAUUACGAAAUAUAGCUGUUAAGGAAUAUUUUAAAAAAAUAACCCAGGCCGGAGCAGUCGAAAAUAAAAAUUUUUGGAAAGUUAUGAAACCUUUUGUAACCAAUAAAAAUUGCUUAAGUAAUGCAAAUAUUACGAUAAUCCAAAACGAUAAUUUGAUUACAGAUGAAAAUGAAGUGGCAACAACAUUGAAUAGCCACUUCAUAAAUAUUGUUGAAAAUAGCAGUGGUGAUGAAGAAAUCAAAAAAGUAUUUAAAGAAAUAAACACUAAAGCGUCUGCAGGCGAAGAUAAGAUACCGCCAAAACUUGCAAAACUAGCUAUUUUACGAAAUAAUAAUCAAAGAGCAAAUAAUGUCUUUCAUGGAAAAAAACUUUCUGUGUACUUAUCUGCUUACAGGAAAAACUAUAGCACCAAUCACGUAUUGAUACGCCUAUUAGAGGAUUGGAAAAAAAAACUGGAUCUGAAUUAUGUGGUUGGUUCAAUAUUAAUGGACUUAUCAAAAGCUUUUGACUGUGUCCCCCACGAUCUACUUAUAGCCAAACUUCAUGCUUACGGUUUUGAUGUAAAAUCACUUGAGUAUAUUCUAUCGUAUCUUACAAACAGAGAACAAUCCACACGAGUAAAUGCGGAGUAUAGUAUAUUUGAAUUAAUUUUGUCAGACGACAAUACGAUAUCAGCUUAUUCAAACACUAUUAAAAAUCUCAUUAAGACUUUAGAAAGGGAAUCCGAAAUUGCCCUUUCUUGGUUAAAUAAUAACAAAAUGAUAGCAAAUCCAAACAAAUUUCAUUCGAUCCUUCUAUCAAGAGCCAAAAUUGAUAACUCGAAGCUUGAAAUAAACAUUGGCGAUAGAGUCAUACAAUCAGAAAGGUCCGUAAAACUUUUAGGAGUAACAAUUGAUGAUAAAUUAAAUUUCAACUUGCACAUUAGUAAUCUUUGUCGAAAAGCCUCAGCCCAGCUGAAUGCAUUAUUUAGAUUUAAAAAUAAAUAUUUAGAAAUAUCUGCCUGUCAGGGAUCUUUGGUGAAUAACCAUGGCGGUGUAUGGAUUUGCUCCGCAUGUGCUGCAAUAUACCCCAAAAUUUCAUGA